UCAACUUCAAGUCAAUCUCUUCGACUUAUCUUCUUCCCUCCUUCAAUCAAUUCCAUUCCAGAACUCGUCUGCAAUAAUUGCCGAUCGUGCAUGGAGUUCCUUCAUCCCAACACCAACAUACUCUCAUCACUUUCCCUCACCUUUCUCCUCCACCUCUCUUCUCUCCUCUUCCCCACAUCCUCCUACACUCUCCCCGACUACUACUUCAUCAACUGCGGCUCCCAUUCCUCCAUCUUCACCUACAAGCGCAACUUCACCGGCGACGAGAAUCCCUCCAACUUCUCACUUUCCUUGACCGGGACCACCACCUCCGCCGCCUCAAAUCAAACCCUCCCACUCUACCAAACCGCAAGAAUCUUCACAAAACCAUCCUCCUACGACCUCAAUUUGCACCAAAACGGCACCUACGUCUUGCGCUUGCAUUUCUUCCCCUUCCCCUCCCUCGGAAACCCCUUCUUCCAAGUCUCCGCCUCCGGCUUCUCCCUCCUCUCCAAUUUCACCUCCCAGAGCGGCGUCUUCCCACUCAUCGAAGAGUUCCUGAUCAAGGCCUCCGCAGGGAAGCUGAAGAUCAAAUUCAAACCUGGUGAAAAAGAGCGUUCCUUUGCUUUCGUCAACGCAAUCGAAGUCUUCCUCGCGCCGCAAGAGCUAAUUCCUGAUUAUGCUACGCUUCAUAUUCCCCGCGUGACUAAGCAGGGAAGUCACGGAAACUUUACCGGCGUGUUGGAUAAUUUCAGGGUUCUUCAUCGGAUUAACGUCGGAGUAGGAGACGUUAAGCGGGGGACGGAUACGCUGAUGAGGUAUUGGGUUCCCGAUGAUCCGUAUUUGCUCCCCGGAAACACUUCCAAGCCCCAUAUUUAUACCGAUGAGAUUAAGUAUCAGGGUGGUGGAGCUACGGAAUUUAUUGCUCCUGAUAAUGUUUACGUUACUGCUAAAGAGAUGAUGAAUACUAAUAGCUCCGAUAAUAUCUCGUGGCGGUUUGAGGUUAAGAAGGGAGUUAACCAUCUCUUGAGAUUGCAUUUUUGUGACAUUGUUAGUGUUACCUCGAAUGAGACCUUUAAAUUCUAUUUGUUAUUCUAUUUGUUUAUCUAUGGUAAUUACCAUUAUAAUGUGUUUCCCUGGGAUAGAUAUCCUCAGGGGGCAGCUCCCUUUUAUAUAGAUCAUGUGGUGGAAUCGGAUGAUUCCGGUUUUAUGAAUGUAAGCGUUGGCCCCAACUCAGAAUCGGAUGUUCGAAACGCAAUGUUGAACGGUGUGGAGAUAAUGGAGCUACUUACAGAAAAGGCCUCUGAUUCUGAAGAUGGUGCUUCAUCUGGGAAACGCUUGUUUGUUAUUCUUGGUUCUUGUCUUGGUGGAUUGGUGUUGGUUUUUAUAGUAUUUUUUGGUGUAAUGUUUCUUCGAUUCAGGAAGGGUUUUUCGAAUGGGCCGUUGGGGAGUACUCAUAGUAGGACUACUGCACGGUCAUCAGUAUUUGGUGACUUGAACCUCGGGCUGAAGAUCCCGCUGUCCGGGAUCCUCUUCGCGACGGAACACUUUGACGCGAAGCUGAUGAUCGGAGAGGGGGGUUUCGGGAAGGUGUACAAGGGGACGCUGAGGAACGGAAACAGAGUGGCUAUAAAGAGGAGCGAGGCAGGGCACGGGCAGGGGCUCGAGGAGUUUCACACGGAGAUAAGAGUUUUGUCGAAGAUCCGACACCAGCAUCUCGUCUCGCUCAUUGGCUACUGCGACGAGAAGGACGAGAUGAUACUUGUGUAUGAGUUCAUGGAGAAUGGCACUUUGAGGGAGCAUUUGUACGGGGAUGUGAUCCGCAGCCUCUCGUGGGACGAGAGGCUGCGGAUAUGCUGCGAGGCAGCGAAGGGGAUUGAUUAUUUGCAUACUGGCUCGACCGGGACGAUCAUUCAUAGAGACAUCAAGUCGACGAACAUCUUGUUGGACGAGAGCUAUGUGGCGAAGGUGGCUGAUUUCGGGCUGUCUCAUUCUGGGCCGCUUGAUCAGACUCAUGUGAGUACGGAGGUGAAGGGCAGCUUCGGGUACAUUGAUCCGGAGUACUUUAGGUGCCUGCAGCUUACGCAGAAAUCAGACGUGUACUCGUUCGGGGUGGUGCUGCUGGAAGUGCUAUGCGCGAGGCCAGCGGUGGAUCAGGAGCUGCCGAGGGAUGAGGUGAACUUGGCGGAUUGGGGGAUGGUGUGGCAGAGGAAAGGGGAGUUGGAGAAGGUUGUGGAUCCAUGUCUUGAGGGGAGGAUUAAUCCGAGUUCCUUGAGGAAGUUUGGGGAGACUGUGGAGAAGUGUUUGCAGGAAAAUGGGGCUGAUAGGCCUAAUAUGGUGGAUGUGUUGUGGGAUUUGGAGUACUGCCGCCAGCUUCAGCACUCGGCCGUGCCCAGGCAGCCGUAUGAGGACUCCACCACCGAGGUGUCGUGGGGGGUGCCCAUGCCGGCCCUUCAGCGCCUGCCAUCGGACAGCUUCAUCGUUGAGGGGGACGACUCGGUUAGCGGGUCGUUCAGCGGUGUGGCUUCGAGCCAGCCUAAUGGGAGUGAGGUGUUUUCGUUGCUGGAUAUGGAUGGAGCGAGAUGAGACUAAGUUGCUCAUGGUGUGUUGUUUUUUUUGUUAAAUUUGUCUAGUGUUUGUUGCCUCAUGGUUUUGUAUGUGUGCCUUUUGAAUUGGGAUAAAAUACUUGUAUUUUUGUGGAGUAUAUGGUCUCAUGAAUUAUGGUAA
Messenger RNA from Salvia splendens (bonfire salvia), 2706 nucleotides. Its product is annotated as probable receptor-like protein kinase At5g24010. Lineage: Eukaryota; Viridiplantae; Streptophyta; Magnoliopsida; Lamiales; Lamiaceae. The transcript has a single exon. Gene Ontology annotation, cellular component: plasmodesma; plasma membrane. Gene Ontology annotation, biological process: protein autophosphorylation. The coding region runs from base 91 to 2565 and encodes 824 amino acids. The record is from RefSeq and is a predicted model, not a curated record. Gene Ontology annotation, molecular function: ATP binding; transmembrane receptor protein tyrosine kinase activity.